AUGGUCGCUCACUCCCUCGUUCGUCGGGGCGUGGAGAUGGCCUCGGACCAUUUCUCCAAGAGCCCCGACCAGCCGGAUAUCCAGGUCUCGCCGUGGCUGUUGGCCUUGUGUGCUUUGACUUCGCUGGCCUUCGUGCUGGUGAUGUGGUCGGUCGAAUACUCCUAUGGAUCCGUCGUUGCGACUCUCGCUGCCGUCGAAGAUACCAACCCUGACCUCUACGUCCGUCUCGAUGCCGACUACGACCCGUCCAAGCCCGACAACGUUGACCCCAUUGCAAGGGAUGUCGAUGGUGCCCCCAAGCCUAUCACCAGCAAGCUGCGUACAACCAUCUCCCACCUCCGCGCCCGCGCCGGUCGCUGGUCCCGAUUCCGCGGUUUCGCCAUGUACUUGGCAUACGGUAUCGCGCGGGGGUUCCUGUUCAUGAUCCUGCCGGUUGGGUCGGACCAGCUUUUUGGACAGUUUGCUAUCCAGAUGGUUCUUGCCGUGCUGCUGGCCAACAUGCAGAUGGCGUGGGUGCACAUUGUCGUCUCGAAGCCUUCGAACAAGCGGUUUUACCAGCGCAUCCCCGGGUUCAAGAGCUGGGUGCAGAUCGCGCCCGUUGCUGCGUUUGAGAAUAUCGUGGUGGGCCUUGCGUUCUUCCUGCCGCUGUUGAUGGCUAAAGCUUUUGGCGGCUGGAAUUCAGCUAUGGAGGAUGCGUCCUCGACCGCGCCGCCUACCAAGGCUUUCUGCAAGAUGUGGGCGAUUACCAUGAUCCCGUCCAUCCUGUCGUACCUGGUCUCAAUCCCCGCCCAGGCCGUCUUCGUCCGCGUCGCGGCGUCGAUGCUUCCUGAGGAAGACGAAGCUAUUGUGCCGUUUGACCGCUCGUUCGGCGGCAAGGUUGUCCCUGCUAUCCUUGGUGGUAGUGGACGGUUGAGCAUCAUGGAUGCUUGGAGGACGUUUGACCGACCAGCGCGGGUUCGGUAUCUGAAGGUUAUUGGCAAGGUGCUUUUGAUGGAGGGUGCUUUAUUGGUUACGUUUACUUUGGCGCUGUUGGCGCAGUUUUCGCUGAUGGGGAAUAUGGCCACCACACCAGCAGGGCGCAUGCUCUCGCGCCAACUGCAGCAGAUGCAGUCCAGCAAAGAUAUCCCGGGGAUAAGCUGUGGUCUGGUGGAUAAUAACGUGUUUGAGUGGGAGGUUAUGUUGAUGAUCUCGGAUGAUGUGCAGUGGUAUGGUGGGGGCUUCUUCCGUGCACUCCUCUCCUUCCCCCAUGAAUACCCACACAUGCCCCCGAAGAUGAAAUUCGAGUCGCCUCUUUUCCACCCUAACAUCUAUCCAACCGGCGAAGUCUGCAUCUCCAUCCUACACCCCCCCGAAGAAGACAAAUACGGCUACGAGUCUGCCGCCGAGCGCUGGUCCCCCGUGCAAACGCCCGAAACCAUCCUGUUGUCUGUGAUUUCGAUGCUGUCGUCUCCAAACGACGAGAGUCCGGCGAAUGUGGAGGCCGCGCGGUUGUGGAGGGAGGAUCCGAAAGAGUUUAAGAGGAGGGUUAGGAGGUGUGUUAGGGAGAGUUUGGGGGAGGAAUAG
Messenger RNA from Aspergillus ruber CBS 135680, 1563 nucleotides. RefSeq lists its product as uncharacterized. Bases 1 to 1563 code for a protein of 520 amino acids. Gene Ontology annotation, cellular component: endoplasmic reticulum; cytosol. The transcript is spliced from 5 exons. NCBI's taxonomy places the organism in Eukaryota, Fungi, Ascomycota, Eurotiomycetes, Eurotiales, Aspergillaceae. The record is from RefSeq and is a predicted model, not a curated record.